Molecule: messenger RNA, 963 nt
Organism: Symbiodinium pilosum
Lineage: Eukaryota; Dinophyceae; Suessiales; Symbiodiniaceae
Source: the annotation of a GenBank genome assembly
AUGAACUUCAUACUUGAUGCCUUCCCAGCAGCAGUUCCGUCUGCAGCAAGCUUGGGCAGCAACGUGAAGGGGUUGGUCCGAAACUUAUUGAAGAUGCAGGAAACUUUCAGCUUCGCUCAGAUGCUGCAGGGGGAGAAUGUGCCUGCCAACCUAAGGGACCUUACGCAAGCCAUCCGACCACAUGGAGGGGAAGAGCUGUUGAAGUUCUAUGUCUUGUACCUUCUUGGAUUCAUGAGUGGCCUUGCCGGUGGUAAAGGAUCACGAUUUAUGACCCGAAGCAAUGCAAGGACAACCCUUCUGGGUUUGGCUAUGCUCCAACAUGUUCUGGAGCAAGAAUCAGCUCCCCUGUAUUGGACCUACAUUCACCGCCGCGGGCUUGAACUUGGCAGGCAGGCUGAGGAGCCAGCAGAUCUGGCUUUGUUGCGACUAGCUUGCAACUGUCGGGCACAGACGGCCGAAGAUGUAGCUGACCUCCAAGACGCAUGGGAUCAGCUUACAACAUCGGAGCAGGCAGAUUUGACCAAACACUUCCUGGCGGACGGCAUCACCAUGCAGGCAGUGGUUUGUGAGUUCCUUCCCCUGUGCUUGGAGCGAGCUAGGUCGAAUCCUUUCGUCACGGUGGCAGCGCUCUUGCAGGUUCUGGUUGAGCUUUUGAGAGCAGUUCGAUCGGCUGCACCCGGAAGCCAAAAGAUUGUCACUGUAGACCUUGGAGACCUAGCAGCUUUCAUUCUGAUGGUGCAGAACAGCUAUAUCUUUGCGACAUGCCUCUCCCGCGCCACGCUGACGUUGAGGGAAGAGAGGUUCUACGUGGAUGUGUCACAGGAAAAUUGGCGUAGGGUGCGUGAACCUGCUACAGACGUGGCGUUGCUGGCAACAUCCGUACGUGAGCUGGUGCAGAAGUCAAGAAAGUUGGAUGAUGCGAAGAAGACACCGCAGCAGGUCCUGGUGAAGUGCGACUUCUAA